UCAUUGUAGUGGAACUCUGAAGCAAACUAAACAUAAACAGAGUGCUUUUGGCGAAAAAGGUUAUAACAAUAUUGACAGAAAUGAGUGAACAAAAUAAUACAUUAAUGGACAAAAAUGAACGUCCUAUCCAAGUGUCAAAUGGAAGAAAAAUAAACAAGAAAAAUGAAAGCUAUGAAUUGGAGGAAAUAAAUAAACUAAUGCCUAAUAAUGAGCCAAUAACUCCUAUGCAAGAAAUCAACAAAGCUUAUGAAGUAUGUAAAUUCGGUUGGUUUCACGUGAAGUUGCUGUUUGUGAGUUUUUUCGGGUGUAUAGCCAGUAUUCUGGUUACGAACACCACUUCGUAUUUAUUGCCGAUAGCAGAGUGCGACCUCAAUAUGAAUCUCAAACAAAAGGGACUUUUGAAUGCUAUGCCUUAUUUUGGAAUGUUCGUAUCAACAGUAAUAGCUGGAUUUUUGAUAGACACAUUUGGAAGAAUAUACUUCUUAAGGAUCGGUUUUGGAGGCAUCUUUCUGUGCACAUUAUUUUCGGCUUCCAGUCAGACUUAUGAGAUGUUGGCUGCUGCUAAACUAUGCGAAGGUAUUUUAUUCGCCACAUCUCUAGCAGCCAUAUCGUGCUUAACGUCAGAGUUCUGCCACUCCUCAAUAAGGGACCGCGUGAUGUUAUGCCAGUCGUCAUACGCUGCGCUCACGCAGAUUCUGUCGCCGGCCAUGGCUUGGGGCAUACUCAUACAGGAUUGGAGGUAUAGCUUCUUUGAUGGGGCUUUUGUACUUAACGUUUGGAACUUCUACUUACUCGCAAUGUCACUAUGGUCUUUGACCGCCUUUCUCCUAUACCUAAUGUUACCAGAGAGUCCAAAAUUCCUAGUAACACAAAAAAGAUAUGUGGAAGCGAGAAAUAUUUUGAUCAAAAUAUACGUGGAAAACACUAGAAAACCUGCCGACUCAUUCCCGUAUCCAGAAAUAUUCGAAAAAGAAAUCAAAGAGGCUGCUACCGAGAAGGAAGAUGCAAGCAAGACGAAGUUUGGCACAAAAAUAUUGGCUGGCCUUAGAAAUAUGAAGCCGCUGUUUCAUAGACCUUUACUCGGGUAUUUGGGCCUGAUUGGUUUGAUGCAAUUCAUCACGUUAGGAAUACACAACGUUAUAAGGCUGUGGUUCCCUCAAUUAUCUACAAUAGUCGAGCAUUACAAAUUGGAUGGGAACCAAAAUUUAUGCGACCUAUUAGACGCUUAUACGGGCACUUCGAAAGUAAAAAAUAAUCCGAAUUCGACGACAGGAGUGUGCGUACCGCAUGUAAGUGGCUCCGAAACCUACAUCAACAGCAUAAUCAUAGGCUUAAUAAGCAUUCUGCCUUAUUUCAUCAGUGGGGUCAUUGUGAACAAGGUCGGUAAAAAGGCCCUCUUGUUCGUCGGAGGGGUGAUAUCUAGUGGGGCCUUGCUUGGACUGAGGUGGUCAAGUUCUAAAGCAAUGAUGGUGGCCUUCUUUUCUGUCAAUAUUGCUGUCACGCAGACGAUGAAGAGUUUGACUCAAGUUGUUUUAAUCGAUGUUGUCCCUACGGCUAUGAGGACUUUAGCGUUAUCUUUGGUGAUGCUGACGGCUCGUGUGGGUACAUUAGUUAGUAACGUCGCCUUUCCUAUUCUACUCGCCAUGGGUUGUUCUAUACCCUUCUACACAAUGGCCGCCAUGAUGUCUUGUGUAGUCAUGUUAUCAAUAUUCCUGCCAAAGAAGAAACAAUAAUGUACUUAACUCAUUAGAUUUAGUGUAGCAAUAAAUAUAGUUAAUUGUUAA
Messenger RNA from Helicoverpa zea (corn earworm), 1784 nucleotides. Its product is annotated as major myo-inositol transporter IolT-like. The record is from RefSeq and is a predicted model, not a curated record. Gene Ontology annotation, biological process: transmembrane transport. Gene Ontology annotation, cellular component: membrane. Lineage: Eukaryota; Metazoa; Arthropoda; Insecta; Lepidoptera; Noctuidae. Gene Ontology annotation, molecular function: transmembrane transporter activity. The transcript has 10 exons. The coding region runs from base 81 to 1733 and encodes 550 amino acids.